Molecule: messenger RNA, 891 nt
Organism: Talaromyces atroroseus
Lineage: Eukaryota; Fungi; Ascomycota; Eurotiomycetes; Eurotiales; Trichocomaceae
Product: Proteasome subunit beta type-5
Exons: 6
Coding region: 1-891 (296 amino acids)
Cellular component (GO): proteasome core complex
Molecular function (GO): threonine-type endopeptidase activity
Source: RefSeq, a predicted model, not a curated record
AUGGACACCUUAGUCGCCAAGUACUCCGGCUCUCCAUAUCAAGAUGACAUGUACUCCGAAGAACAACAGCGCGAGCUUACACAAUGUCUUCCUCCGUUAUCGCUCAAGUUCGAUCUUCCUCCUAUCGAAAAGCCAUCUUCAUUCCUCCGCGCCAUGACAGAUGACCAUUCGAACCCAAGUGCACCUAUCAAAUUGGCUCACGGAACGACAACCUUAGCCUUCAGAUUUCAGCAUGGAAUCAUUGUUGCUACAGAUUCUCGAGCUACCGCAGGUAGCUGGAUUGCUAGUCAGACAGUGAAGAAGGUCAUUCCAGUCUCACGACUGAACUUGGCUUUGGACAAGGAGCAUGAUGGCCCCGUGCCUGGGUUGCUGGGAACUAUGGCUGGUACUGCAGCUGAUUGCCAAUAUUGGUUGAGAUAUCUGGGCGAGCAAUGUACUCUCCAUGAACUCAGACAUAAGCGCCGAAUCACAGUCGCAGCAGCAUCUAAAAUUUUGGCCAAUUUGACAUACUCUUACAAGUCGAUGGGCUUGGGUAUGGGAACUAUGCUCGCAGGAAUGACGCCCCAAGAAGGCCCGGCACUCUACUAUAUCGAUUCGGAUGGUACCCGUCUUCCCGGAAACCUUUUCUGUGUAGGAUCCGGACAAACAUUCGCCUACGGUGUUCUAGACGCUGAAUACCGAUAUGACCUGAGCGAAGAAGAAGCGCUGGAACUCGGCCGACGAAGCAUUCUAGCUGCUACUCACCGUGACGCAUACUCCGGUGGAUACAUUAACUUGUACCAUGUCAAGGAAGAAGGAUGGGUUCACCAUGGAUUCAAUGACACCGAUCCGAUCUUCUGGAAAACCAAAUUGGAGAAGGGAGAGUUUACGAAUGUUACAGCAGAGGUGUAA